AUGGCGAGCGACUCCCCGGCUCGCAGCUUGGAUGAGAUCGAUCUCUCGGCUCUGAGGGAUCCUGCAGGGAUCUUUGAAUUGGUGGAACUUGUUGGAAAUGGAACAUAUGGGCAAGUGUAUAAGGGUCGCCAUGUCAAAACGGGCCAGCUUGCAGCCAUUAAAGUUAUGGAUGUCACAGGGGAUGAAGAGGAAGAAAUUAAACAAGAAAUUAACAUGUUGAAAAAGUAUUCUCACCACCGUAAUAUUGCUACAUACUAUGGUGCUUUUAUCAAAAAGAACCCACCUGGCAUGGAUGACCAACUCUGGUUGGUGAUGGAGUUUUGUGGAGCUGGCUCUGUCACUGACCUGAUCAAGAACACGAAAGGUAACACCUUGAAGGAGGAGUGGAUUGCAUACAUCUGCAGGGAGAUCUUACGAGGGCUGAGUCACCUGCACCAGCAUAAAGUGAUUCAUCGAGAUAUUAAAGGGCAAAAUGUCUUGCUGACUGAAAAUGCAGAAGUCAAACUAGUGGACUUUGGAGUCAGUGCCCAGCUGGAUCGAACAGUGGGCAGGAGGAAUACUUUCAUCGGUACUCCCUACUGGAUGGCACCGGAAGUUAUCGCCUGUGACGAAAACCCGGAUGCCACAUAUGAUUUCAAGAGUGACUUGUGGUCUCUGGGAAUCACCGCUAUCGAGAUGGCAGAAGGUGCUCCCCCUCUUUGCGACAUGCACCCGAUGCGAGCCCUCUUCCUCAUCCCCCGGAACCCUGCGCCGAGGCUGAAAUCUAAGAAAUGGUCAAAGAAAUUCCAGUCAUUUAUUGAGAGCUGCUUGGUGAAGAAUCAUAGCCAGCGACCAGCAACAGAGCAAUUGAUGAAGCACCCAUUUAUACGAGACCAACCUAAUGAACGACAGGUCCGCAUUCAACUCAAGGAUCAUAUCGAUAGAACAAAGAAGAAGCGAGGCGAGAAAGAUGAGACCGAAUACGAGUACAGCGGAAGUGAGGAAGAAGAGGAGGAGAAUGACUCUGGAGAGCCCAGCUCCAUUCUGAACCUGCCAGGAGAGUCCACCCUGCGGCGGGACUUCCUGCGGCUGCAGCUGGCCAACAAGGAGCGGUCCGAGGCCCUGCGGAGGCAGCAGCUGGAGCAGCAGCAGCGGGAGAACGAGGAGCACAAGCGGCAGCUGCUGGCCGAGCGCCAGAAGCGCAUCGAGGAGCAGAAGGAGCAGCGGCGGCGGCUGGAGGAGCAACAAAGGCGCGAGAAGGAGCUGCGGAAGCAGCAGGAGCGGGAGCAGCGCCGGCACUAUGAGGAGCAGAUGCGCCGGGAGGAGGAGCGGAGGCGCGCGGAGCACGAGCAGGAAUAUAAGCGCAAACAAUUGGAAGAACAGAGACAAGCGGAAAGACUGCAGAGACAGCUAAAGCAAGAGAGAGACUACUUGGUUUCCCUUCAGCAUCAACGGCAGGAGCAGAGGCCUGUGGAGAAGAAGCCGCUGUACCAUUACAAAGAGGGAAUGAGUCCUAGUGAGAAACCAGCAUGGGCCAAGGAGGUAGAAGAACGGACCAGGCUUAACCGGCAGAGUUCACCUGCCAUGCCUCACAAGGUUGCCAACAGGAUAUCUGAUCCCAACCUGCCCCCAAGGUCGGAGUCCUUCAGUAUCAGUGGGGUUCAGCCUGCUCGGACCCCCCCUAUGCUCAGACCAGUUGAUCCACAGAUCCCACAUCUGGUAGCUGUAAAGUCCCAGGGACCUGCCUUGACCGCCUCCCAGUCAGUGCACGAGCAGCCCACCAAGGGCCUCUCCGGGUUUCAGGAGGCUCUGAAUGUGACCUCGCACCGCGUUGAGAUGCCACGCCAGAACUCGGAUCCCACCUCGGAAAACCCUCCUCUCCCCACUCGCAUUGAGAAGUUUGACAGAAGCUCUUGGUUACGACAGGAAGAAGACAUUCCACCAAAGGUGCCUCAAAGAACAACUUCUAUAUCCCCAGCGUUAGCCAGAAAGAACUCUCCUGGAAAUGGUAGUGCUCUUGGACCCAGACUAGGAUCUCAGCCCAUCAGAGCAAGCAACCCUGACCUGAGGAGAACUGAGCCCAUCUUGGAGAGCCCCUUGCAGAGGACCAGCAGUGGCAGUUCGUCCAGCUCCAGCACCCCCAGCUCCCAGCCCAGCUCCCAAGGCGGCUCACAGCCCGGAUCACAAGCAGGGUCCAGUGAACGGACCAGGGUUCGAGCCAACAGCAAGUCGGAAGGAUCACCUGUGCUCCCCCAUGAGCCUUCCAAGGUGAAGCCAGAAGAAUCCAGGGACAUUACCCGAUCUGGUCGACCAGCUGAUCUGACGGCGUUAGCCAAAGAAUUACGAGAACUCCGGAUUGAAGAAACAAACCGCCCGCUGAAGAAAGUGACCGAUUACUCCUCCUCCAGCGAGGAGUCGGAAAGCAGUGAUGAAGAGGAGGAAGAUGGAGAGAGUGAGACCCAUGAUGGGACAGUGGCUGUCAGCGACAUACCCAGACUGAUACCGACAGGAGCUCCCGGGGGCACGGAGCAGUACAAUGUGGGCAUGGUCGGCUCGCACGGGCUGGAGACCUCUCACGCGGACACUUUCAGCAGCAGUAUUUCAAGAGAAGGAACCUUGAUGAUAAGAGAGACAUCUGGAGAGAAGAAGCGAUCUGGCCACAGUGACAGCAAUGGCUUUGCCGGUCACAUCAACCUCCCGGACCUGGUGCAGCAAAGUCGUUCCCCAGCCGGAACCCCCACCGAGGGCCUGGGACAUGUCUCUACCCUUUCCCAGGAAAUGGACUCUGGGUCUGAAUAUGGUAUGGGGAGCAGCACUAAAGCAUCUUUCACGCCCUUUGUGGACCCCAGAGUAUAUCAGACAUCUCCCACCGAUGAAGACGAAGAAGAUGAAGAAUCAUCAGCCGCGGCUCUAUUUACUAGCGAACUUCUUAGGCAAGAACAGGCCAAGCUCAAUGAAGCCAGAAAGAUUUCAGUAGUCAACGUAAACCCAACCAACAUCCGGCCCCAUAGCGACACACCAGAAAUCAGAAAAUACAAGAAACGCUUCAACUCAGAGAUACUUUGUGCAGCGCUGUGGGGUGUGAACCUCCUGGUGGGAACUGAAAAUGGCCUGAUGCUUUUGGACCGAAGUGGACAAGGCAAAGUCUAUAAUCUGAUCAACCGGAGGCGAUUUCAGCAGAUGGAUGUGCUAGAGGGACUGAAUGUCCUCGUGACAAUAUCAGGAAAGAAGAAUAAGCUACGAGUUUACUAUCUUUCAUGGCUAAGAAACAGAAUACUACACAAUGACCCGGAAGUGGAAAAGAAACAAGGCUGGAUCACUGUUGGGGACUUGGAAGGCUGUAUACAUUACAAAGUUGUUAAAUAUGAAAGGAUCAAAUUCUUGGUGAUUGCCUUAAAGAAUGCUGUGGAGAUAUAUGCUUGGGCUCCCAAACCAUAUCAUAAGUUCAUGGCAUUUAAGUCUUUUUCAGAUCUCCAGCACAAGCCACUGCUUGUAGAUCUCACAGUAGAAGAAGGUCAAAGAUUAAAGGUUAUUUUCGGUUCACACACUGGCUUCCAUGUAAUUGAUGUUGAUUCAGGAAACUCUUAUGAUAUCUACAUACCAUCUCAUAUUCAGGGCAAUAUCACUCCUCAUGCCAUUGUCAUCUUGCCUAAAACAGAUGGGAUGGAAAUGCUUGUUUGCUAUGAGGAUGAGGGGGUGUAUGUGAACACCUAUGGCCGGAUAACUAAGGAUGUGGUGCUCCAAUGGGGAGAAAUGCCCACGUCCGUGGCCUACAUUCAUUCCAAUCAGAUAAUGGGCUGGGGCGAGAAAGCUAUUGAGAUCCGGUCAGUGGAAACAGGACAUUUGGAUGGAGUAUUUAUGCAUAAGCGAGCUCAAAGGUUAAAGUUUCUAUGUGAAAGAAAUGAUAAGGUAUUUUUUGCAUCCGUGCGAUCUGGAGGAAGUAGCCAAGUGUUUUUCAUGACCCUCAACAGAAAUUCCAUGAUGAACUGGUAA
Molecule: messenger RNA, 3972 nt
Organism: Pipistrellus nathusii (Nathusius's pipistrelle)
Lineage: Eukaryota; Metazoa; Chordata; Mammalia; Chiroptera; Vespertilionidae
Source: the annotation of a GenBank genome assembly